UAUCUUCCCCUCUGACCUUUACACAAAAACACACACACACAGUCGCCGUUAUCAAAAACCCUAAUUACAAUAAUAAUGUCAUUAAAAUUCGGAAUGGCCGGCGGCAUACCGGAACGUCGUGUCCGUCCAGUUUGGGACGCCAUCGAUUCCCGUCAAUACAAAAACGCUCUCAAACUCUCCACUUCUUUACUCUCCAAAUUCCCCAGCUCUUCUUACGCUCUUGCGCUUAAGGCUCUUAUUUUGGAGAGAAUGGGUAAAUUGGACGAAGCACUAUCUGUCUGUAUCGACGCUAAAGAUCUGCUGUAUAAGAAUGACUCGUUCUUGAUUGAUGAUCUCACACUAAGCACAUUGCAGAUUGUUUUUCAACGGCUAGAUCAUCUGGACAUGGCUACUAGUUGUUAUGAGUAUGCAUGCGGAAAGUUUCCGAACAAUUUGGAACUGAUGAUGGGACUGUUCAAUUGUUAUGUUCGGGAAUAUUCUUUUGUGAAGCAACAACAGAUAGCCAUUAAAAUGUAUAAAAUCGCUUGGGAAGAGCGGUUCUUGCUCUGGGCAGUUUGUAGCAUUCAGUUGCAGGUAUUUUGUGGCGAUGGUGGAGAGAAGCUUUUGCAGUUAGCCGAAGCUUUACUUAAAAAGCACAUUGCUUCGCAUAGUUUGCAUGAGCCUGAAGCUCUUAGUGUAUAUAUUUCUCUAUUGGAACAACAAGCAAAAUAUGGGGACGCUUUAGAAAUCCUUUCUGGGAGCUUAGGAUCACUCAUAAUGAUUGAAGUUGAUAAACUACGGAUGCAGGGGAGGCUUCUUGCUCGGGCAGGUGAUUAUGGUGGAGCGACAGAUAUAUUUCAGAAGUUGUUGAAAUUGUGCCCUGAUGAUUGGGAGUGCUUCCUUCAUUAUUUUGGUUGUUUGCUCGAAGAUGACUGCAGUUUCCCCAGUGGUUCUAAUAGCUCAUCAAUUCAGGUUUCAACAUUGAUGGGCUGCCAACAUAGACACUUGGCUGAAGAUUUGUUUGAUUCUCGUAUAUCAAGAGCUUCUGAGUUUGUCGAAAGUCUAAUGACAGAAGUAGGUAGUGAUUCUAUAAGAGGCCCGGGUUGGGCAAAUCUUGAAAUUGAAAGGAGGAAGAUGAUAUAUGGGAAGGGUAAUGCUGACAAGCUCAUGGAGAAUCUUAUUAUAUACUUCUCCAGGUUUGGUCAUUUGGCCAGCUUCACAGCUGACGUGGAGGUCUUCCUUCAAGUGCUACCUGGUGACAUGAAAAAGCAAUUACUAGAAAAUUUGGUUAAAAUCAUUGCUUCUUCUACCCCUUCAAGAAGUGUUCCUGGGCAACAUAUAACUUUCUUUAAAAUACGUGAACUAAUAGGUGACACAUCCUCACUUCAUGUCAAAGACCUUGUCGGAUUUGCAGUUCAAAUGACCGAAAUGUAUUGUCAUAACCUUCCGCUUUCAAAGGACCUGGAUGUACAAGAAAGUAUGCAUGGUGAAGAAUUUUUAUCCAUGACAUGUAAUGUGCUAGUUCAGUUAUUCUGGCGUACCAAAAACGUUGGCUAUUUGUUGGAAGCUAUUAUGGUGUUGGAGCUUGGUUUGACAGUUCGAAGAUAUGUGUGGCAGUACAAGAUUUUAUUGAUACACUUGUAUUCGUAUUGGAAUGCUCUUCCGUUAGCAUAUGACUGGUACAAAUCAUUGGAUGUAAAGAACAUCCUCCUGGAAACCGUGUCACAUCAUAUUUUUCCCCAAAUGCUAACGUCAUCCCUGUUGGGAGAUGUUAAUGAUCUUUUGAAGGGUUACUUAAGAUUCAUGGAUGAUCACUUCAAGGAAUCUGCAGAUCUUACUUUUCUUGCAUAUCGUCAUCGAAAUUAUUCAAAAGUAAUUGAAUUUAUUCAAUUUAAGGAGAGAUUACAACGAUCCAAUCAGUAUUUAACUGCAAAGGUUGAAGGGUCAAUACUAGAAUUAAAGCGGAAAGCAGAUAGCUUUGAAGAAGUAGAAUCUGUACUUGGAAGCCUGAAUUAUGGAAGUGACUUUCUUGAGGUUUCAAGUGACAUUCGGUCAAAGAAGUUGACUUAUAAUGAAGAUCUAAAGUUACGACCUUGGUGGACCCCAUCAUUCGACAGAAAUUAUCUUUCUGAACCAUACAAGGCGAUUUCGUCUUAUCCUAAGGAAAACUUGCGGGAUGAAGUUGAACAAACAGAAGAAAAGGUUAUGAGAACAAUUGAGAAAAGGUUACUACUACCACGGUUGAUCUAUUUGUCAAUAAAAUGUGCCUCAUCUUCGAUAAAGGGAAAUUUCAACCUCAACGGCUUUGAUUCUAAAGACUCCUCAGAGCUCAAGUCCUUGCUUGAAUCCUAUUCAAAAUUUGUAGGGCUUCCCUUCCAGGAUGCAACAGAACUUCUUGUUGCUGUUUCUUCUGGUAAAAAGUCUUUUGAGGAUUUUUCUUCAAACCUGAUUGACUGGAUGAACUUUGCUGUGUUUUUUAAUGCAUGGAACCUGAAUUCUCACAAGGCAAAUACUUCAGAUGGGUACAUGUUCCCUAUUAGUUGGCAAGUAUUAUGUACUUUGUUAGAGCAAUGCAUUUCUGCAAAAAUAAAUUCCACAAAAUCAUUGCUAUCUUCUCCUGGAACCGACCUUUCCAUUUUGAUCCAGUUAGUGACGGAGCCAUUAACAUGGCACAGUCUCAUUAUUCAAUCUUGUGUCCGGGCAUCUCUUCCAUCAGGAAAGAAGAAGAAGAAAGGCGGGUCUUCUGACCAGUCAAACACUCAACUCUCACAUGCCAUCAAGGAUUCCGUCUCAUCACUAAUUGACACAAUAGAUCUGGUUACUAAAUGGUUGAAUGAACAAAUUAAUAAGCCAGUUGAUGGAGAUGUUGACUUCUUGCUUUCGUCUCUUCAAAUAGAACAAAGCGACGAUGGGCCUGGAAAAGUAGUCAAAGUACUUGAAAAUUUGGUGUCAACGGUUGAUGAUUUGGAAGUCGGUGAGAGGAUUUCUCGGGCACUAAGGUCAUGGAGUCAUGUGGAUGUUGCUCGUAAGAUAGUAACAGCACAAGGAACCGCUUUGGCCGAGUUUCUUAGUAUUUGUGAGUCGAAAACCAAGGCAUUGCUGGCACUGAAACUCCAAAUAUGAGUGCACGGCAUGCUUGUUGACGAUUCUUGUACACUAGUUGUUACGAUUAGUGAGUUUUUGUUUUUCGUUUUUUCGAGGUUUUAUUUUAGGUUUCACAGGCUUUUUUUGUAUGAGAAGAAAUUUUGGCUACAUAAUCUCUCAAAAUUUGUUGUAAAUUGAUUGCAUUUCAUGUAUUGUUCUUUUUUAGAUAUUGUUUUUAUUGGUUA
Molecule: messenger RNA, 3308 nt
Organism: Erigeron canadensis
Lineage: Eukaryota; Viridiplantae; Streptophyta; Magnoliopsida; Asterales; Asteraceae
Product: N-terminal acetyltransferase B complex auxiliary subunit NAA25
Exons: 18
Coding region: 76-3102 (1008 amino acids)
Biological process (GO): N-terminal peptidyl-methionine acetylation
Cellular component (GO): NatB complex; cytoplasm
Molecular function (GO): protein-N-terminal amino-acid acetyltransferase activity; protein binding
Source: RefSeq, a predicted model, not a curated record